This is a messenger RNA of Monopterus albus (swamp eel), 2612 nucleotides long. RefSeq names its product general transcription factor IIIC, polypeptide 4 (gene gtf3c4). Gene Ontology annotation, cellular component: transcription factor TFIIIC complex. The transcript is spliced from 5 exons. The record is from RefSeq and is a predicted model, not a curated record. Bases 109 to 2436 code for a protein of 775 amino acids. Gene Ontology annotation, biological process: transcription initiation at RNA polymerase III promoter. Lineage: Eukaryota; Metazoa; Chordata; Actinopteri; Synbranchiformes; Synbranchidae. Gene Ontology annotation, molecular function: protein binding; histone acetyltransferase activity.
AAUGGCGUUCAUCCGUCCUACUCAGUGCACUAUUUCACUUUGCGGAGGAAGCCCGCCCCCUUUCUGUACUUCCUCGCUCGACGACGUCACUUCCACAGUACGGAAAACAUGGCGGCUGCCAGUCCAUCAGAGUCGGUGAACUCAGUGCCGAUAGAUGUGUUGAUCAAGACGGAGCCAGAAUCCGAGCGUGAUCUGCAAUUUGCCCAGGAGAAUGUUCCAGUUAAACGAGACCCUGUCGUCCCUCUCAUAGCCCCGGUUAGCGGACUGCAGCCGCUCACCUGGUCGCAGGACCACCGCCUGGCGGUAUGCACCACCACCUCCUUGUCGCUGCUGGAGCUUGUGUGCGACGUCCACAGCAACAAACAGGACCUGGCGUUGCACAGGACUUCUAUCCCCGUCCCCACAGAAGUUUAUAAGCUGCGGGUGGGACCAGCAGGGGAGCUAGCUGAAGCGAUGGAGAAGUUCUCAACACACCCAGACCCCGCUGUAAGGCAAGUUUUUCUGGCGGACACAGUGAUCAACCCCUCAGUAGGAGUGCACAAAGGAAUAAAAUAUGCAAGUUGGUCACCGUUAGGUUGUGACUCUAGUGGGCGCUGUCUACUCGCUUGCCUAACACUUGAUCACAGACUUACCAUUCAUAACAGCCACAAGCGUCUCGAGUGGAACAUGCUAGUCGAUCUCACCAAAAAGUACAGUGAGAGGCUAAAGGAGCGCGGCUACGCCAAGAAAGACGAUAAGCCACCUCAGGCAAACCUGCUGGACUUAGAAGAGCUGCAGCGGCGUUUCCGUAUGCAGACUCCUUUGAGAAUGGAGUGGUCAAGUGUUUACACAGUCAAACAGGUUCAACCGGACAACACAUGUGUAGAAGAAGAGAUGGUCCUCCUGGCUGUCUUGAUGGAAAAUGGUGACCUUGUUUUGUGGAAGUUUGUGUUGCCCUUUACAAAUGGGACAGAGGUUGUGUUUUAUGACAUCAUCGAAUCAGGUGUGACCAGACCCAGUGACUUGGCCUGGUGGGAGUAUGGAAACGCAGAUCGACGAAUGAGUGGCCUGAUCAUUGGCAGUGAGGUGGGACCUGUCAAGAUCAUGCCUGUCAGCCUGGUGGGAGUGAAGGGCUACUUCACCCUCCGACACCCUGUCAUUCUCUGGAAGGAGUCUGAUGAGAUCGCUGUGGAAAACAUCAAAUGUGUCCCACUCAUCCACCCAAUCCAUAAAUCCAGCUGCAGCCUCAUUGUUGCGUCACGCGGCUGCUAUAUCUUUUGGUGCUUGCUCAUGAUUUCACCAGCAGGACUAAAUGUACACAAUUCUCAUGUGGCAGGGCUGCACUCGCUCCCUGUGGUCUCGCUAGCGGUCAGUCAACAUGGUGUUGCAGUGUACAGUUGUUCCAUAGAUGGGUGGAUAAAAAAGCUGACUCCAACUUUUACAGAAAACGCUUUGAUUUUCAAGCAAGAGGACAUGCUGGGACCCGAAAACCUAAUAGGAAGGCGGAUACACGGGAUUUCAGUGAGCUGCAAUGGAGCGUAUAUUGCUAUGGUCAGCACGCAAGGUAUUGUCGAAGGCUUUCAUCCCAUUAACAGGACCUACCAGGUUCACUUUGUCACCCUGAAAACACCUGAAAUGGCAGCAGCGCUGCUGCUCAAGUCCCCCACACAGAACCUGUACAAGAUGGCUGACCUGCUUGAUCUGAUGAGGUGGCAAAUUUUGAAAAACAAGUGUAUCCCUGCGUCACUGCAGGAAGAACUAGAUCAAAAGAUCCAGGAGGUAGACUCACCCUAUCUGUGGCGUUUGAAGCUCUUUUUGGUGCGUAUACUUUACCAGUCACUGCAGUCACCUCUUACUGAUCACCACGGUAAACCUACAAACGAGGGAAGCAAGGUGUUUGUAACGGACGAGGAGGAUGAAGAGGAUGAAGAAGAAGAUGUGCAAGAGGAAGGUGAGCCUGGUAGAGUAAAACAGGAGGAAGAGAUUCAGGAGGAGCAGAUGGCAGAGGUACAGGCUUGGAUCAAUGCUGUAGAGACCCAUCUAAUGAGAGAAAACAUGAAGAAGGUGCUGGGGGUGGUGUACCUCAACACUUGGAUUGCUCAGAACACCAGCAUACCUACCUGUGGCCUGGUGGAGUACCUCUCCAAAGACACUAACGACAGAGCUUCAGAGGUCCUGAUUGGCCACAUCAAGAAAAAGAUGAACAAGCAGACGUUCUCGGAACACUGCAGCCUGUGUCAGGCCGUGCUGCCCUUCACGGACCACAAACAAGCAGUCUGUAAAAACGGCCACAUGUGGCUCAGGUGUGUGUUGUCGUACCAGGCCUGCCAGACGCUGACGUUCAGACGUUGCCUCCUGCUGGAUACCAUCGCCAGACUGCCAGAGCCUGAGGAUCCAGAGUGGAUAAAGAAGAUGCUGCAGGCGCCCUGCACGCUCUGCGACUCGCCGAUGAUCUAGAGCUGAACCUCAGGGUUCCUCUGUAACCCUCAGCACUUCCUGCUCUGACACAGGAUCUGGUUUUGUCAGAAGUCACUGCUUCAGUUAUUUUCUUAUUUCAUGUAGUUUGUUCAUGUUUUUUUUUUAAUGACUUUAUAUUGGUUUCUAAAAUUGCAAAUAAAAGGCUUUGAUUAUUA